Molecule: messenger RNA, 3499 nt
Organism: Hyaloscypha bicolor E
Lineage: Eukaryota; Fungi; Ascomycota; Leotiomycetes; Helotiales; Hyaloscyphaceae
Exons: 4
Coding region: 186-3041 (951 amino acids)
Source: RefSeq, a predicted model, not a curated record
GCAGGGUUCGCAUUCAGAGCCUCAAAGCGGGAGCAUUGUGCUAUAUUUGAGGGCUGCUAAUACGGCGAGCGCUUCAGAAUACCACAGAUUCGGAUAUUUCUCGGAUAUUUCUCGCAAAAGCUUUCAGAGAAGAUCACGAGUCAGAUUGUGUCUUGCCCCCCCUCACGUCGCUCCCUGUAUUGAGGAUGUCGCAGCUCGUCUAUGAAACGGAUCCUGAGGGGAGGCUUGGAAGAAUAAGCAAUGCGAUAUUGGCGCGUACUUCCAUGUCUACCUCGCCUGAUUUCCCCUCCCACACCGAGGAUGGUCAAAAUAUUUCCGCCGAAAUGGCAAGAUCUCCCUCUCGACCACGGACAGCGACAGAAAGCGAAGCCUCAGAAAGCCAGAGGCCGAAGCCAGAUUUUUCAAAUCUUCCUUCCCGCAAACCAUCAGUAGAUCAAUACAUGCUUUAUUCAUCUUACGAAGAAUCUGGACUGGGACAAAGCCCAAGAUCAGCAAGCAAACCACGAUAUGAUGGAAUCGACGAUGGUUCAAAUUCCAAUGGGGAUUUGGACUCACAACAAGAAGCGAUUCGAACCCCGCCAUCAGAGUUAGGCUCAACUUCGUCAAAAGUGUUUCAAUACCCCGAAGUGCUCAUUAGCGUGCGUCUGGGAAGAGACCACUCCUUGAAGAGUGAUGAAGACGAUGAAAAGAUGCAGCAGCUCCUGCUAGAAACGCUGGGGAAUUUGUCUGGAGCUACUCAAGGGACUAUGACAGGGGUUAAAAUCCAGGAUAUCUACAAAGGCUUCUCAACCUUAUUGAUCCUCAGUAUACCCAUUGCACUUUGGAAUCUUAUACGAGAAGACCCCGCCUUCUCCUUUAUUGGCUUCGUGAAUACGAGCAAUUUUACUCUACAGUCCACUACGAAACGAGAGUGUCUCGUGGUUCCGGCUGCGCCUAGAGCUAGAGAAGAGACCACGAAAGGGAAAAUCGUGAUGGCCGAGCACCAUCAGCUCACCCCUUCAAGUAACAUCAUAUCAGAAUGCAAUGAUGAUGAAUUUCAAAACCCCCCGAUUUUUGAUAGUUCAUGCAGCAGGGCAUGGUGGAACCCAGAAGAGCUUCCGAGCCAUCCACAUCACGAUGAGGAAGCCGGUUCCAAGAUCAAAAUGGAUUCUUCGGAACCGAAGGCUACCUUCGCAGGAUUUUCGGCUGACGAAGAUGACGAACUCGACGAUGAGGAGUCUUCUUUCGAGAGUGAAGAAGAUUCUUUCGAAGAGCGCUGGAUCCCCACGGACGAAGAUCUUGAAACUAGUGUUUUACAAGCCACUGGAAACAACCUCGAUCUAGCUGCUCGAUUAAUCCCUCCGCUCUAUGAGAUGUUUCAACAAGAAAAGUCCUCUGUCGUCGGAUUUUGGGAGCCAUCCUACCGACAAAAGCCAGGGAAUUCUUAUGACCAAGACUCAGGUGAACAAGGCGAUGGGGGCGAACCUCUUGGUAGCUAUACUGAUCAGCAUGCGAAUAAUCGAAAGAGACAGAGGGAAAACGAUGAAGAGCAUGGCCAAGGGGCUGACAAUAACCAGGACAGAGAUAGGGAUGGUGACGCCCGGAAUAAUGCAGGUAGCAGUGGCGGAAGUCCCAAUUCGCGUCUUUUUGCGUGCCCGUUCAACAAAAGGUAUCCAUCAAUGUACAAUGGGCUUUACAGAUCUCCAAACGCAAGGAAAGGGGAGUACAAAACUUGCGAGUCAGGAUUUGACACCGAGCAACGUUUCAGAGAACACCUGGACCGCAUACAUCGAUGCGUUCAAUGCGAAAAAUGUUCUAGGAAAUUUACGGAACCACCAAAACAACGAAAAGUGAACUUCCAAAAGCAUCUGUCGAACGGAGAAUGCGGCGAUGCUCCACCACCUCUCCACGAAGGUCUCACUGAGUUGCAAUGGGCUGAGAUUAAAGCCUUGCCGAGUCGGCCUCGAUCCGUAUCUAGCAACGGCAAACCCAAACUUACCCUGAUAAGGUGGAACCUUUUCUGGAAUAUUAUUUUUCCCGGGGAGUACCCUCCAACGCCUUGGUGCAUUGCAGUUACAACUCCAAAUGAGCAACUCUCAUCGACUCUGGAGGAAGAUUUAACCGAAUUCAAAAUGUGUUAUGAUGUCGCCAUGCUUGGCAUAAACGAAGACCUCGACCCCAAGGAUAAGGCUGCACACGCUUUUCGGUUCUGGCGGACGAAAAGAGAUGUCGAAAAGCAACAAUCCUUGCGCCGGCCCCAGCAGGAAGUGGAACAAACUGUAUUUGAAGAAAAAGCAGCACAACCUGCAUGGAAUGAGAGCAGCUGGUCAAAUCUGAAGGCCACCUUUCCAAACCAAUACCCGGCUCAGAGACGAGAUGAGAUGCGAGGCUUUCCGUCAAACCAGCAAUUUCCACAGAACACUCUUAAUCGACAAAAUCUCCAGGACAUAUUUCCUACUCCUCGGCGUAUUUUAACAGAUCCUGAUUUCAGCAACCAGGCUUACAGAGCGCUGCCGGUACCCCCCCAGCGUCCCACAACUCCGCCGGGACCAAAUCUCACCAAAUCGUUGGGCCAACUGACCAUGUAUCAGCUUGGAUACGUUGACCCAAAAAUCAGUUAUUGUGGCAGCAUACAACAGCCAAAUGCCUUCUCUCAAACUUCAAGCUUGGCUUUAGAGUCUCAAUCUGUCAACACCCUGGACUUUAGUGAUAUUGCAGACUUCAGCGGCAACUCAGCCGGUCACGGCCAAUACAGUGUCAAUGGAGGAUUCGAUAUGAAUGGAGCUCCCCAAUCUCAACAGACGAGUCCAACUUCUCACCCAGCACAAUCCUACCACCCACUUUACAAUACAGAUCAAAUUCAACAACACAACAUCCAGCAACCACAGGGCUACGUUCCUCCGUCUUGUAUAACGCAUAACACGUUCUCUGCCUAUCAACCGAUGCACUCGCAGCAAGACACCAUACCCUAUCGGAGACCAAAUCCAGAUCGAAACGUUCAGACCGGCACGCCAAGUUUUCAUGAUCCAUACGCAGAACAGGAUGCGUACAGUCGUGAUUAAGUUGGAUGGGGCAAUGAGGCAGAGCGAAAACACAUCAUACUUUGCACCAAAAGGCAGGGACUCUCAGCUCCGAGCAUAGUAGUAAUUGACUAUAAAGACGAAACCCGCUCCUGUUCAAACUUGAAUCUUUAGUCUUUCGUUCCCAAAGUCUUUAAGAGCGAUCACAGUCCAGCGAACUCCUUGGACGUCGCGUAGUGAGGAUGCUAAUGAGGUUUCCCCUCCGCGAGCAAUUUCCCUCAAAUCUUGCGUCGGUCAAGAGUCAAGACAGAUGUUCCUCGUUUUCGAGGCUAGUGGUCCCGAUAAGACCACGAUGCGCGGAUGUCCCUUAGUAGAACCGGGUAUGGAACAAGAUUGGGGCCUUCGUUGAUAAUGGAGAUGAACAGUGUUUCUUAUUAAGUGCUCGUAUCCUUGGAUUUAUACCCAAGCACGCCGAGUAAGUAGAACAUCAGCGCUGCUCG